AAGCUCCCGCACUGAUUUCAAUGUGUGUGAGAGAGCAGCGCUGUUGUGGUAUUCAGUAGUGAAGUGAGGACAAGGUGGGCGUCGUCUGCAGAAACAACUCCAAACAACUCCAAACAACUACAACAUGGCUAACCGAACUUCAGCGACUACACGCCAGUCUUCUUCUUAUACGAGGAUAUUUGGUAAUGAGCGCAAUGCCUCCACCCGCUCCAGCUAUUCGAGCCGCCAGUUCUCGGUUCCAGCGCGCAGCUCUCGGCUCUCCUACAGCUCCUUCUCCGCUCCGCCGUCCAUCAUCACGGGCAAAAAUGUGCGACUGCGAAACGUGAACUUGCCCCGACUCACCUCCGACACGCUGGACUUCGCUCUCUCCGAUGCCAUCAACAUCGAGUUCAAGGCGAACCGUACAAACGAGAAAGCCGAGAUGCAGCAGCUGAACGACCGCUUCGUCAGCUACAUAGAGAAGGUGCGCUUUCUGGAGCAGCAGAACAAGAUUCUGAGCACCGAGCUGGAGCAGCUCCGAGGCAAAGGAACAUCCCGAGUCGGAGAUCUUUACGAGGAGGAGAUGAGGGAGUUACGCCGGCAAGUGGAGCAGGUCACCAGUGAUAAAGCCAGGGUGGAAGUGGACCGAGAUAAUCUGGCGGAGGAUGUUGAACGCCUCAGAGAGAAGCUUCAAGAAGAAACUCUUCAAAGGGAAGAUGCUGAAAACAACCUCCAGUGUUUCAGGCAGGAUGUCGAUAAUGCGUCCUUGGCUCGCCUAGACUUGGAGCGCAAGGUGGAAUCCCUACAAGAGGAGAUAAUUUUCCUGAAGAAACUUCAUGAUGAGGAGAUUGCUGAGCUGCAGACCCAGAUACAUGAUCAGCAUGUGCAGGUUGAUAUGGAAAUGGCUAAGCCUGAUCUGACCUCUGCACUUCGGGAUGUCCGCCUUCAGUAUGAGAAUCUGGCCACCAAGAACAUCCAUGAAGCUGAGGAAUGGUACAAAUCCAAGUUUGCAGAUUUGUCAGAGGCUGCUGCUCGUAACACUGAAGCCAUCCGCCAGGCCAAACAGGACGCCAGUGAAUAUCGCCGCCAGGUGCAGGCUUUAACCUGUGAGGUGGAUGCUCUUAAGGGCACUAAUGAGUCUCUGGAGCGCCAAAUGGGAGAACUGGAGGACAACUUUGCCAUGGAGUCAUGUAGUUACCAGGACACCAUCGCACGUCUGGAAGAAGAAAUCCGCAACAUGAAGGACGAGAUGGCUCGUCACUUGCGCGAGUACCAGGACCUGCUGAAUGUCAAAAUGGCCCUGGACAUUGAGAUUGCUACCUACAGGAAGCUGCUGGAAGGAGAGGAGAGCAGGAUCACCACACCACUGCCUAACUUCUCCUCUUUUACUCUGAGAGAAUCCAUGAUGGAAACCAAACCGCUUGUUGAGAACCUGACCAAGAAAGUGGUGAUUAAGACCAUAGAGACAAGAGAUGGUCAUGUGAUUAAUGAGUCCAGUCAGCAUCAUGAAGACCUGGAGUGAACUGCAUACAAAACCUUUAAAAGAAAAGCUGUGGAGGCAAGCAUUGUGAUAUCAGUGGGUUAUCUGUUUCUGUGACACUUGAACAGCUUUUGUGUGCCUUUUGCCUCUCUAGACAAAUCUGCAUAUACAGAUGUGUUUUGAGUAGAAUAGAAAAUGUAGGCCAAUGAAAAUGAGCUUUAGUCUUCCUGUUUUCCACAACUGCUAUAGUUUACACUGUGCAAGUUGGACCACAGCAAUAACCUUAGCUGCAUUGACUUGUAUUGUUUUGGGCAGCUUGACAAAGAUCUAGAAGAAUGAAUUCCUGUUGUAUUUUUAAAAAUCAAACAAAUAAAGUUAACAAACACUUCUGAAAA
Messenger RNA from Ictalurus punctatus (channel catfish), 1854 nucleotides. It is a transcript of the gene vim, whose product is annotated as vimentin. The record is from RefSeq and is a predicted model, not a curated record. Gene Ontology annotation, molecular function: structural constituent of cytoskeleton. Lineage: Eukaryota; Metazoa; Chordata; Actinopteri; Siluriformes; Ictaluridae. The coding region runs from base 125 to 1501 and encodes 458 amino acids. The transcript has 9 exons. Gene Ontology annotation, biological process: intermediate filament organization. Gene Ontology annotation, cellular component: plasma membrane; axon; cytoplasm.